Messenger RNA from Arachis ipaensis, 1056 nucleotides. RefSeq names its product WRKY transcription factor 68-like. Gene Ontology annotation, biological process: regulation of DNA-templated transcription. The record is from RefSeq and is a predicted model, not a curated record. Lineage: Eukaryota; Viridiplantae; Streptophyta; Magnoliopsida; Fabales; Fabaceae. Gene Ontology annotation, molecular function: DNA-binding transcription factor activity; sequence-specific DNA binding.
AUGGAAGAACAUAAUACAUCAUUACUUUCUCCACUAUCACUACCGCCACCCCCAUCUUUAUUGUCUAUACCAACCACCAUCACCCAAGAUUUCAGCUUUUUCAACGAUACCUUCUUUGAAAAGUCACUUUCUGGCUUGGUAAACGUUGGAGACUUUGGUCCUUCCUUAUAUGAGUGGUUAGACAUAGCUGAAGAAGAUGCUGCACCAACUGAGACGCCAAUAAAGCAUCCUAUUCCUUCUUUGUCUCCAUACGUAGUUAUUCUAGAAUUUACUGAAGUAGUUGCAGAGUCACAAAAUCCAAUCCUUUCCAUAAUCCCAUCCAAUCCUGAGGUGGUCGUUUCUAACAAUAACAUCACCAACAACAGAGUUGGAGGGGCUAAACGUUUAGAAAAAUCAAUUGUUGGUGGAAAUGGAAAUCUGAGAGGCGAUGAACCAGAUGAUGAAGAAGAUAAUAUUAUAACUAGGUUGAAACUUCGAGCAUCGACGAUGGCAUCGGUUGCUGAUACCAUGAGCAUGAACAACAAAAGGAAUAAAAAUAAUCUUUCAAAAAUUACUUACUUGACAAAGAGCGAGUCUGAAAACCUCGAAGAUGGUUAUAAAUGGCGCAAGUACGGCAAAAAAUCACUCAAAAAGAGCCCUUUCCCAAGGAGCUACUAUCGUUGCACUGCAAUUGGUUGCAAUGCGAAGAAGAGAGUGGAGCGGUACGUGGAUGAUCCCACCCAUGUACUAACCACCUAUGUGGGUUUGCACGCUCAUGAUUUGCCACCAAUCCUCCCUCCUCCAUCAAGAUCUUUCAACCUCUACAAUAACUCCACCGUUAGCCCUGAUAAAGGAAGCGAUGUACAAAAACCUGUACUUUCAGAUGCAAGUGCCGGUGCAAGGGAAAGAAAGCAUGGCAAUAACACUAUUACUAAUGUUAAUGUUAAAACUGACAGUGAUAGUUGUGUUAAUGACAUUGGCACGAUUGAGGAUACUGGUACCGGAUUGCUUGAGGAUAUUGUUAAUUUGUCAUCAAUAGCACCUCAUCAUCAACAUCAUCAACCAACAUCUCUAUAG